Messenger RNA from Lachnellula hyalina, 1005 nucleotides. RefSeq lists its product as uncharacterized. The transcript has 2 exons. The record is from RefSeq and is a predicted model, not a curated record. Bases 1 to 1005 code for a protein of 334 amino acids. Lineage: Eukaryota; Fungi; Ascomycota; Leotiomycetes; Helotiales; Lachnaceae.
AUGGCGGUAAAGUACAGCAUUCAGAACACGAGACUGCGUGUCAUUGAGGAUGUCCUCAUAGACCAUCAUCGACUCGGCCAGUUCACGACCUUCGGCAGGGCGUCAAGCCAGGACGAAGCUGCACAGUCUCUCGAGAAUCACGUGCUCUUUGAAGUGAUGGAAUCUCUAAGGGCACGGAGCCUUCGCAUAACCCUGGCGAUAUUGUAUAGGUAUCGUGGGGCUGUAUUUUUCUCCAAUGAAAAAUGCUCAGAGAAGUUGCACAACCUCUGCUCAGAAGUUGAAGAAAGCCAAAUCAAGGCUGCUGUGCAGGGCGUAGAUGCAAACUCAAAUAAGGAGAAUCUUUUGGCAGCAAUCAUCGUCCUCCUAGUCAAACGUUUGGUUUUCGACACUUGCCAGCCAAGAAGCAGCCUCUCAGAUAUUCUUCUAUACGAGUAUCAGCAUUGUGUGUUCCAACGAGACGGUGCUGAAGCCCUGCACAGACUUCACCUUGGGGCUUGGUCACGUUUUUAUCAGGAUCAUGACGGAACUUUCACUCAAUACAUCAAUGCCCAUGCUAUCGCCCUCUCGUCACAACUUGUGGAGGCACUUGCCAUUUUCUUGGAAGCUGGUUCACAGGCAGAAAAUAUUCCUCUAGCCGAACAGCCGCAAAAUGCAUCGAAAUCACUGUAUGGCGUUUUUUUACCGGUCAUCAAGGACUGUUUGAAGUUGAAAACAAAAGCUGUAUUGUCCGGCCAGUAUUACGAGUUGCAGCCUCUGCCUUCAGGAACAAAAUACGACCCAGAGAAGAUGACGCAGGCUUCUCCCGCCGUCGUUGGCAGUGCUCCGAAGAAGGGAAAUUCGCUGUUCUGCCUGUUGCCAUCUGUCAUCAAGUAUGAAACAAAACGAUUCAAGGAUGAAACCCUCUCGGCGCAAGACAUUGGAAGUUUAGGAGAGUUCAUCAAUAGAGAGGAAGGUCAAAGAACAGAUGGGACAGUGCUUUUUCCAGCACUUGUGACUCUACAGUGA